GGCGUCAUUUACUUCACGGCUUGGAGCGCCAGCUUUUACCCGCAGCUCAUCCUCAACCACAGGCGAAAGAGUGCGCUCGGCCUCGCGCCCGACUUUGUCGUUGUGAACCCAAUCGGCUUCCUUUGCUUAGCCAUCUGGUCCUUUGGCGCGUACUUCUCCCGUACCGCUCGUAAGCAGUAUGCGGACCGACAUGACGGACACGCGCCCCAGGUCUCGAAGAGUGACCUCGCCUUCUCCGCGCACGCACUCCUCCUCUCCACCCUCACGCUGGUUCAGAGUGCUUGGCUAUUCUAUCGCGCACACCGCGCGAGGAAGAGCGUAGAGGAGCAAUCUCCCCUCUUGAGGAGGAAGGUGCGUGCCCCGGUCUCGCCACACCGCCUCACCCGCGCUGCGUUGGUUAUCAUGGCCCUGGCUGCUUUGUGGGUCGGUACCAGCACUUUGCUCGGCCGCACCGAGCUACUCGACUUCCUCUAUUUCGCCAGCUCGCUCAAGAUCGCGAUUACGACAAUCAAGUACACACCGCAGCUCAUCCUCAACUACAGACUCAAGAGUGUGCGGGGCUUCGCUAUUGCCACCAUCCUAGCCGACCUUACUGGUGGGGUCUUCUCGCUCGCCCAGCUCGUAAUCUCGAGCGUCUUUAUCGACGGGCAGGUCGCGGGCAUCUGGGCGAACCCGGGCAAGCUUGGUCUCGCACUGAUCACGAUUGGGUUUGACAUUGCGUUCAUCGUGCAGAAUUACGUCCUCUACCCUCGUAGGGGCGAGGAGAGUGAC
Messenger RNA from Cutaneotrichosporon oleaginosum, 771 nucleotides. RefSeq lists its product as uncharacterized. Lineage: Eukaryota; Fungi; Basidiomycota; Tremellomycetes; Trichosporonales; Trichosporonaceae. Gene Ontology annotation, biological process: L-cystine transport. The record is from RefSeq and is a predicted model, not a curated record. Gene Ontology annotation, cellular component: vacuolar membrane; fungal-type vacuole. Gene Ontology annotation, molecular function: L-cystine transmembrane transporter activity.